Molecule: messenger RNA, 2265 nt
Organism: Amphibalanus amphitrite
Lineage: Eukaryota; Metazoa; Arthropoda; Thecostraca; Balanomorpha; Balanidae
Product: zinc finger MYM-type protein 1-like
Exons: 2
Coding region: 369-2132 (587 amino acids)
Molecular function (GO): protein dimerization activity
Source: RefSeq, a predicted model, not a curated record
CAACCGGCACAGAGCCUGCAGUAUCGUCGCAUCUCAGCUCACCAUCUACGUCAUCGGCAGCACUCCCAGCCACAUCCUCGUCAAGUGAACCAGGCUGCUCUAAACGACGCUUCCAAUAUCGCUGGAAAAAGGCGUACAGCUGGAUAGAGUACGACCGCCCGUCCGACUCAGUAACGUGCAGCCUAUGCAAAAAGGCGCAUCGCUUGAAGCUUCUCGACUGUGGCCUGAAGACCGAUGGAGCGUUUAUUACUGUGGGUUUCCGGUCCUGGGCUAAGGCACUUGAAAGAUUUUCCAAGCACGAAGAGAGUGCUACACACAAAACUGCUGUCAGUCGCAUAAAGAGCUCAGCGGAACCGAGUGCGACUGCCAUGAUGUCUGUCACGGGAAAAGCCAAGGACGUGGCUGAGGCAAGAGAAGCGCUCGAUGGCAUAUUUAGUGCUAUCGCAUACCUGGCUGGACAAGGACUACCACUGCGGCGAAGGGAGGAGAAGACUAGCAACCUGCAAAGACUUCUGGACCAGUCUGAGCGCACCUGCCCAGCGCUGAAGACGUGGCGAAAGCGGAAGCAGACCUUCACGUCUCCAGAAAUACAAAACGAGAUACUGGAACUCAUGGCAUCGGCCAUCGUCCGUCAGAUCGCCAACAGUGUGCGUGAGGACGUCUUUGCUGUGAUGGCGGAUGAGACUCGCGACAGCGCAGGUACCGAGCAGGUAGCUAUCUGUCUGCGCUCGGUGAACAAGCAGCUGGAGGUCGAAGAGCAGCUCAUCGGUCUCUACAGCGUUGAGUCGACCACCGCACUCGUUCUGUCCACGGUCAUCAAGGACGCCUUGCUCCGUAUUGAGCUGGACCUCAAGCAACUGCGUGGACAGUGCUACGACGGCGCAGCCAAUAUGUCUGGGAAGUUCAAAGGCGUACAAGCCCUGAUCAAGCAAGAGGAGCCACGCGCUGUCUUCGUCCAUUGCACCGCCCACCGUCUAAACUUGGCUGUACAGGACUGCAUGGACGGCGUGCGUCCCCUGUGUGACACCAUCCAGGAGACUGGCCGGAUGAUCGGCUUCUUCCGGGACUCUCCUAAGCGCCUCUCCUGCUUGAUACACUUCGGAGCAGACAAGUCCCUCCGACCGCUGUGUCCAACGCGGUGGACAUGUAGUGAACCGGCACUGGCUUCCGUCAUCAACAACUACACAGCGGUGCUGAGCAGCCUGGAGGCCAUCGCCGAUGAUCCCAGCACAAGGCCGGACCAGGCGAGCACUGCCAGUGGCCACGCACGGCGCAUGCAGUCGUUUGACUUCUUCUUCGGCUUGUCCCUGGCGCUGCAUCUGCUGCGCAUGACGACGCCCGUCAUGAAGAGCGUCCAGGGCAGCCAGCAGACACUGGCUGCCAACCUCCAGCUGGUGGAUGUUCUACACAGUGCCGUGUCAGGUCAGCGGUCCCGGUUCGACUCCUUCUACGCGUCUACUGUGGGCAAAGCCGAGGAGCUGGGCGUGAGCCCUCCGUCGCUGAAGCGCGUGAUCCGGCCACCGCGCCGGCUCGAUGACGGAUCCGAGCCAUACCGCCCUCAAACACCCGAGGACCACUACCGCCCCUUGUACCUGCUUGCCGUGGAUCGUCUCUGCGCGGCCCUCGGAGAGCGGUACGGCUCUGGUGAAGGUAGAGGCGCCGCUGUCACCGAUGAGCGGCGGGUCUCUCAGGCUGAGUCGGCGCUGCUGACGGCCAACGCCGAUGAUCUGUCGGCAACCGCAGCCUUCUACCAACUGGAUGAGGGGCGGUUGGCGCUGCACUGUCAGAUGCUGCAGGAUGUUUGCCGAGACGAAGGCAUUCCCCUCGGCAGCUUGGCCGACGUUGUCAGCGCCCUUCGCCGGCCGCACCUGGCGCAGCUGCUGCCCGAGUGUGUCGGCCUCCUCCGGCUGGUGCUCACAGCGCCGGCCACAACCUGCACGGCCGAGCGUUCAUUCAGCCAGCUGCGCAGGCUCAAAAACUGGCUGCGCUCAAACAUGUCCCAGGCCCGGCUGAACCACGCAGCGGUAUGUGCAGUGUAUGCAGAGCAGCUGCAUGCCCUUGACCGUCAGGCGCUGAUGCGUGAGUUCGCAACUCGCACCCCUCAGCGGGUGAACGUAUUUGGCUGGGGCUGACGUGCAGGUGCAUCAUGGCCGGAGGCAGGAACCUCGAGCAGUGACUUCGGCCCAGCUAUCGUGGGUAUUGCUUUUUCGCUUUAUCGCCUUGUCUGAAAUGGCUAUGAAGCAUGAAUAUAGCGAAAGUGUUUAA